UGUAGCCGGUCGGUCGGUCGGUUGGUACAGGCGAGACAGAUUGACCCGGUCCGUCGUGCGUUCAACAUCUCGUGGAUUUAGUCGGUUUCUGGUCCGGAUCACGCUGCCGGCACCGUUGUUGCUUCGUGGAGAGGAAAGCUAUACAUAGGCGCAAAUUGGGAUUGGCGCUUCAGUUUGCAUUGGACUGUGAUUUGAGUAACAUGGCCGAAACGGACUUUUGGGGUUUGGUGAGAACUAACGGGCUAAACUGUACACCACCUGCGAUAGAGGACUUCCCGCCAGACCUGUUUACCGUCGAGCAGCGGCAAAAUGGGGCCAUAGUGUUACACGCACUCGCUAGUUUAUAUUUAUUUGUAGCUUUGGCUGUAGUAUGUGAUAAGUAUUUUGUACCUGCCGUCGAAAAAAUAUGCCACGCGCUUAACAUGUCGAACGACGUGGCCGGGGCGACUUUUAUGGCAGCGGCGACGUCGGCGCCGGAACUGUUCGUAAACGUAAUCGGAACGUUUAUCACUGAAGGUGAUAUCGGUGUUGGCACCAUAGUGGGCUCGGCAGUUUUCAAUAUCCUGGCAGUGGCAGCCUGCUGUGGGAUCGGUGCCGGGAUGGUAGUUCCCCUCGACUGGUGGCCUCUGACGAGGGAUUGCUUGGCGUACGGCAUCACGGUAGCCAUCCUGAUCUGCAUCAUUCAUGACGAACGGGUCGAAUGGUACGAGGCGCUGAUACUGGUGCUGCUGUAUAUUGUGUACAUUGCCGUUAUGUACUACGAUAAGGCAUUUCAAAAAUGCGCACGAGAUGGAGUCAAACACGCUCGUAGUCGCAGAUCACAGGAUGCGUCCAGUAGUAUGAAAUCAGUUUCCAGCAGAGAGCAAGAGGCUGUUGAAGUGCACCUUCCGUUACGAAUCAGUCACUUCCAACAGAACGGCAAUUUGAAGAACGUUACCCAUAUUGACUCGAGUAACAAUGAAUUGACGUCAUCGGAUCUGGAGAUGCAAAUUAAAGCGAUCAGUGUCAGCGGGGGAGGAGGAGCAGUGGGAGCUCCUGUCGUGGCACUGGCAGCAGCGACUGUACUGAAUGAUCAGCAGCAGCAGCACCAAAUUAAGCAUCGUCACAGUGCCGGUAGUUUAAAUGGCACGGCAAGCAUUGACGAUAACGACCAGCCACCUCCACCGCCGAGUCCUACAACACCGGCCAUGUCAUCGAAUAGUGCUGAGUCGGUGAAACAAUCGCUAAAUGGAGAUCGUACCCCGAAGGAUCCGGUGGUGGCGGAAAAUGGAACUACCGGACCGGAUCAGGUGGAUGAUGAAAAGGAUGAAGAAUUUCAGCUGUUUAAGUACCCAUCGAAGCAAAGCAAGUUUCGCCAGUUUUCGUGGAUCAUCACGUGGCCGAUUUAUUUAUUGUUCGUUUUCACUAUUCCGAACUGUGAGAAGCCAAGGUUCAAGAAUUGGUUCCCGAUGACUUUUUUCAUGUGCAUCGUUUGGAUCGGUUCACUGUCGUAUGUGGUGGCGUGGAUGAUUACAAUUAUUGGUGACACGCUUAAAAUACCGGACUCCGUGAUGGGAAUCACCUUCCUGGCGGCAGGAACAAGCGUUCCGGAGGCGGUCUCCAGUGUAAUUGUCGCUAAGCAGGGACAUGGUUCGAUGGGAAUCAGCAAUUCGAUCGGAUCGAACACGUUUGACAUCCUGCUGUGCUUGGGGCUACCGUGGUUUAUUAAGGCUUCUUUUUCACCGAUCCAGCCCGGCCAUCAUUGGGUUGGUAUCAAUUCGGCGGGUUUGGAGUACUCGGCCAUAUCGUUACUGUCGACGCUGCUAAUGCUGUACAUUGCCUUCUGGUUGAACAAGUUCAAACUCAAUCGACGAGUUGGCAACACUUGUCUGAUAAUGUAUGCCGUGUUUUUGAUUCUUGCCAGUCUGAUCGAGUUAAACGUAUUCUUCCCGGUGAACCUGCCCACCUGUGUGCGGUGAACAGAACGCUUGUAGUCAUGCAACUUCACGCAGCUUAUGUCUUUCUUCGUACACGGCGCACUGCAGUGGGUCUUUCGAAGUGAUGUGCUAAAGCGGGGUUGUUUCAUUUGGUAGCGUGUGUCCCGAUGUCGUUCGUCAUGCGAUUAGUCCAGGCAGUUCAAAGCACGUGUAGCAGUCGUUGCUGCUGGUAAUGGUGCAGUGUAGAGUUAGAUUUGGGACAACGCCUCGAUAAUUAGUCGAAUAAAUUGUGUAUUGAUAAGCAGCAGCACCCGCAGCGAUUUACUUUGCUUAUAGACAGUAGGAUGUUGAGUUUGCAGAUGGAUUAAAUAAUAAUGAAUUUAUUCGACUUAAAGCCUAUUGUAAACUCUAAACCACAGACCUAAAAUUAUACAAAUCGUUAAUCAUACCAAAUAUUUGAUUGCAUAGGAAAAAAUAUUGUAAAUCAAUUGAGGUUACGAUUCCCGUAAAGAGCAUAACAUUUUACAAAUUUAAGAUGUAGCUUGAAAAAGGAAAUCACCGCUAGCAAAUCAAGUUAAAAUUAACUAAACGAGAGAAGACAGUUUUAGAACGUUAAGCUUAGUAAAGAUUUACGAUGGAUAAGGAACAGUAAGUGACACACAUUCCCUUCCUCAGUAUUGUAAAUAUUUGUCUAUUUUGAAGAAAUGUGCAUAAACUGAUAGAAUAAAUGGAAAUACUGCAGUUCCGAAA
This is a messenger RNA of Malaya genurostris, 2666 nucleotides long. RefSeq names its product sodium/potassium/calcium exchanger 5 (gene zyd). The coding region runs from base 201 to 1958 and encodes 585 amino acids. Gene Ontology annotation, cellular component: membrane. The record is from RefSeq and is a predicted model, not a curated record. Gene Ontology annotation, molecular function: calcium, potassium:sodium antiporter activity; calcium channel activity. NCBI's taxonomy places the organism in Eukaryota, Metazoa, Arthropoda, Insecta, Diptera, Culicidae. Gene Ontology annotation, biological process: intracellular calcium ion homeostasis; calcium ion transmembrane transport. The transcript is spliced from 8 exons.